This is a messenger RNA of Halichondria panicea, 1885 nucleotides long. RefSeq lists its product as uncharacterized. Gene Ontology annotation, molecular function: 1-phosphatidylinositol-3-kinase regulator activity. Lineage: Eukaryota; Metazoa; Porifera; Demospongiae; Suberitida; Halichondriidae. Gene Ontology annotation, biological process: phosphatidylinositol phosphate biosynthetic process. Bases 127 to 1728 code for a protein of 533 amino acids. The transcript has 9 exons. The record is from RefSeq and is a predicted model, not a curated record. Gene Ontology annotation, cellular component: phosphatidylinositol 3-kinase complex.
GGGUUCUUCCCUUUCAUAACCUUUAUACCGUGCAAGCUACGAAGCAAGAGAAGCUAGCUAUCAAGCCACUAGUCGCUGGAGCCUCUACCAUAGGAGAUACAGAUUGCUAUAAUAUUGGACCUGAGGAUGGCCUCUGAGAGAGUGCUACGGCAGGGUCUGCUAUAUGGCAAGCUACCAGGCAUGAGAGAUUGGACUAUGUAUAGCAUCCAAAUCAGCCACACCCACCUGCACAUACUGGAUGAGUAUGGUCGCAAGAACAUACGGAGCUUGCAGAUUGACAGCUCAGAUUUGGCGGGGGAGGAUACAAAGAAUAAGAAGGAGUUUCGCUUCUACCUUCUCAGAUCUGGCGAUGGAAAAUACACAUUUAGAUGUGAUUCUCCUGGUGACAAGAGCUGUUGGAUAUCUCAGUUACAAAGCAUCAUUCAUAAGGAUCUAGACAGAGACACUCUCUCUCCACCUCCUGAUCACCACCGCUCUGGUGGAAAGAGCACAGUAUUGGCCACGCCCCUUCCUGCUGCCCCCUCCCCUAGGGCUAGUGUCAUCUCUACAGACAGUGGCUUUGGUGCUAGUGAGGGAGGAGAGGUCAAGAGAGAGAGACGUGGUGGCUUCCGUAGUGCUCCCGUGAGUGGGGAUGGCCAGUUUGUGAGGAGUGCAGGAGAAGCUUCCAAGAGUGGCGAUGGUGUGUGUGGGCGGCCCCCUGUAAAGGUGAUUGAUGAGAGAGGCAGUGAGAUGAGUUAUGAGAAGUGCAAAUGGUUCUGGGGAACUGCUAGUAGACAAGAGGCUGAGAGGAGGCUAUUGUCUGAGGGAAAGAUUGGCAACUUUGUAGUUCGCAUCAAUGCUAGUGGCCAUUACGUCAUGACCUACUGGCGUAAGGAUGGUAUCCAUCAUCACAAAAUACUCAACCAUGGAACUAUCUAUCGCUUUGAGAAAUCAGCUGUUGAGGCUGAGGGGGAGAGUCUGGUUGACCUACUAGACACUUACAUGAAGGCCAACUCUACCAAGGCCAAACCAAUGGAACCAUUUGGAGGAGCACUGUUUGAGAUGUACAACUAUGCCUGGACUCCACCUUCGUUUGAUAUGAACUUGUUGGAGGAGAGACUUAAGGAACAGAAGAGACUACGUGAAGAAGCUGCCAAGGCUAGUCGACGCCCUCAUCAAUACACACCUGUGGAUAUUGGCGAGUCCUCUAGUAGUAGCAGUCGAGAGGAUAGUGGAUCUGGUUCAUUCACAGAGCUGGCCACCACCACCAAGGCACGCACUAAAACCCUACCACCCACUCCCAAGAAGAAGUCUCUCACAGAAGGCAAGCUGACUGUCUCCAUGGAGGAACCAACACCAAGGACUAAGCCACUUCCUCUCACACCCACUAACAAGCAGAAGAAAGGAUCAGCACUCAUUCAGGAAUUGCAGGCCAAGAAAACCAAACCACCCCCCACAACCAAACCAGCCCCCAAAACAAAGCCUGUCCCCAAAACAAAGCCGAAACCUCCCAGCAAGUCAAGCCAAUCACCCGCCCCCUCACAUGAGCCUCCUGAAUACGCUAACUGCAACUUUGGCCCGUCCCGGGACACGCCCACUCAACCUCCCGAGGACGAAAGCUUGUACAUGAACAUCAAGCCCCCACAAGCCCCGCCCACUAGGAAGGCCAGGCCCAGUGCACAGCAACCACCACCACCAUCAGAAUAUCAGAACAUUGGAGCUCGUGUUAAACCAAGAGCCUAUAAGUAACUGAAUCACUUUAUUGUACGUAUUUUAUAUGUUUUUUACGUGUUUUGUAUAUAAUUAUUGAGAUGGACUUUUUACUGCCACACAACACUGCAUACAUUAUUACACUGAAAUAUUUUCUGUGAGAAAAAUUGAAUUGUUCACGAUAAUUAUGACAAUA